CCACCAUCCACCUCGAACCAAGUGUUUAGCAUCCUGAAGCCCUCAAGGUUAGUCAUUAGCCUCGGCUACAGGUUCGGCAUAUUAUACCGUUGGCCGAAACUCUCGCCCUCUUUCCACACCUAUCUAUUUUCCCGCCUAGAUCAUCUCUCGAGCCGCGCUUGGUACUCCCGAUUGCGGCGGACCUUGGAGCACCACGCGCCUCCAGGGAUUCCCCCCUCGCUGGCACAAAUAGCACAGGUGUCCCAUUCUGAGUCGUCGCUGCUGAACUGGUGAACCAUGCGACACUUUAUUCCAGGCGGCGAUGUCGCCAUGGGCACCGAUCGUCGUGGCCCCUCGCGAGCCCACCCCACAGGCGUUUCGAAUUCGGCCAGCAGCGGCCAUCGGGAUUCCCUGCUUGCCUCGCACCCUCUGCCUCCCUCCCACCCCCUCCGUGCCUCUCGUCGCAUUCCCGUCGCAGUUUCUGGCUCACACCACAAUCUGACCCCUCGUCAGACUUCCUGCAGCCACCAGCCAAACAAGUAUAAAAAGACCAGGGGUCUACAGUUUCAGUCACCAGUUUGAGAAUCUUGUUGUGGAUCCUCACCAUCAGCCUUCGAGUUCCUAUCACCGUCUGCCCUCAAGGCCUCCGUUACUUGCUGUCUGAACCUGUUCGAGUACUCUAUAUCGGUCUUCAAAUCUUGACUCUAGAACCAGUCCGUCUACCCUACUUCAUCCGUCAACGAUAUGGCCUGCGUCGGUGCUGAGAGUGCCUGCGUGGACGUCGACGCCCUCUUCUCGAAUUGCUGGGAGCAAAAUGACUCCCUGACUAGCUUCGUCUGCAACUUGAUCUCUCUUCCACGCCUGGUCGACUUCAAAUGGACCAGUUCCAGCAAUCAAGUUGCAGCCAAGGCUGCUCCGCUCCUGGUUGAGGCUCCUGCUGAUUGUGUGAAGGCCCCUGCUGUCUCGGUUGACGCCCCUGCUGUCUCGGUUGAGGCUCCUGCUGUCUCGGUUGAGGCUCCUGCUGUCUCGGUUGAGGCUCCUGCUGUCUCGGUUGAGGCUCCUGCUGUCUCGGUUGAGGCUCCUGCUGUCUCGGUUGAGGCUCCUGCUGUCUCCGUUGACGCUCUUGCUGUCUCUGUGGUGGCUCCUGCUGUCUCUGUGGUGGCUCCUGCUGUCUCUGUGGUGGCUCCUGCUGUCUCUGUGGUGGCUCCUGCUGUCUCUGUGGUGGCUCCUGCUCUCUCUGUGGUGGCUCCUGCUGUCUCUGUGGUGGCACUUGCUGUCUCGGUUGAUACUCCUCUCUGCUCACUCGAAGCAUCGCUCGGUUCGAUUGAGGGACCUACCUGCUCAGCUGAGGACGCGUCCUGGUUGGGCCUGGAGCCAGAGGAAGUAGCUUCUUCAUUCCCCGUUGCAGAGGCGUACCAGGAUGUCAAGAUGGGUUCGGAGGAGCAGCAAGGUGUGAAGAUGGGUGAAGUGGCGAGCAGCAGGUGGUGCAGCAUGAGUCGGAGUGAGAGCAGCUGCAGCAGCCACAGUGCGUGUCUCAUUGACCUCCCCUGGGAUAGCUGCUCCUCCUCAUCUGCUGAUAGCCUCUGCAGUACACUUGCUGAAAUGAUACCGGAGGCAACUGGUGUGAAAAGGGGGAUUGGCCGAAGCAUUUGCAGCACUGGGAAACGAUGGAUUCUGGAGGGGAAAGGAUGUGGGAAGGCUGAGGAAGAAUCCACUUUCUCAAACCAGCUGUAUGGGGAUGAUGAUGAAGAUGACCAGGAUGGUGAAGACUACAGCAGCAGAAGAGGCUACACGCUGCAUGGGACGGGUAAUGUGUGCUACAUGAAUCAAUUGUACAUGGAUGAGGAGGAUGAGGAGGAGAGGAGAUCCCUGGCGGCAUCUGGCAUCUCGGUCGGCAUUGGGAGGUUUGGAGCCAGGCGGAGAAUAACGGGUUCUAGCAGCCGGGUUACUCUCCGUAGAAUGAGUAGUGUGCUGAGGCAAAGUUAGUUACCGUAAGACGUUCUAGCUGGAACCAGAGUAACUGGUCUGCCAGGUUUUGUAAAUUAUUAGCAAUGCUUGCUUUUGUUUCCUGAGAGCACUCGUUUCAACACCACUUAAAGUA
Closterium sp. NIES-67 is the source of this 2080-nucleotide messenger RNA. The record is from the annotation of a GenBank genome assembly. NCBI's taxonomy places the organism in Eukaryota, Viridiplantae, Streptophyta, Zygnematophyceae, Desmidiales, Closteriaceae.